AUGAAGAUGAUCCUCCUGCGCAAAUUCCGGGUUCUGAUCCUCAUGGUGUUCCUCGUCGCGUGCUCGCUGCACAUAAUGAUAGACUUGUUACCGAGGCUGGAGAAGCGCGGCGGCGGCGGCGGCUGCUCGUGCUCGCACGCGCCGAGCGAGGAGCCGCGGAGCUGGGCUAAGCCGGGCUGGCCCAACAAGCACACGCUCCGGAUCCUGCAGGACUUCAGCAACGAGCCCAGCUCCAACGGGUCCUCCCACUCCCCGGAACGGAUCCCGGCUCCGCUCGACAAGACGCAGGCUCUCCGGAGGCUGGAGCGCCACGGCCCGCGUGGGGACGCGAACAGGCAGUUCAUCCAGGACGACGCGUCGACCGGGAACGCGCCGGUCAAGGGUUCAAGGCUGGCUGCGCUCUACGAGCACCCUUUGUAUAAACGCUCGCUGCCGCCUCUUACGGACGAGGACACGCUGUUCAACGUCAACACUGAUAUCAGAUUUGACCCCAAAGCGGCAGAGGAUCAGGAAUGGAAUGGCGACGGGACCGCGGACGAGUUCAGCCCCACGGGAGAACUGACGGCCGAUUCCUACCCCAACUGGCUCCGCUUCCACAUUGGGAUUAAUCGAUACGAGCUGUACUCCAGGCACAACCCUGUCAUCGACGGGCUCCUGAAGGACCUGGUUACACAGAAGAUCACCAGUGUGGCGAUGAAGUCUGGAGGCACUCAGCUAAAGCUCAUCAUGACCUUUCAGAACUACGGCCAGGCUCUGUUCAAACCAAUGAAGCAGACCCGCGACCAGGAGACGCCCCCAGACUUCUUUUACUUCUCGGACUUUGAGAGACACAACGCUGAGAUUGCUGCCUUUCAUCUGGACAGGAUCCUGGACUUCCGGCGUGUCCCUCCUGUGGCCGGCAGACUGGUCAACAUGACAAAGGAGAUUCGAGACGUCACACGAGACAAAAAGCUGUGGCGAACCUUCUUCAUUUCGCCAGCCAACAACGUUUGCUUCUAUGGAGAGUGCUCGUACUACUGCUCCACCGAGCACGCGCUCUGUGGUAAACCAGACCAGAUAGAAGGCUCCCUGGCGGCCUUCCUGCCAGACCUGGCCCUCGCCAAACGCAAGACCUGGAGGAACCCUUGGAGGCGCUCCUACCACAAACGCAAGAAGGCAGAGUGGGAGGUGGACCCAGACUACUGUGAGGAGGUCAAACAGACGCCACCUUACGACAGUGGAUCGCGACUGCUCGACAUCAUGGACAUGACCAUCUUUGACUUCCUCAUGGGAAAUAUGGAUCGCCAUCAUUAUGAGACAUUUGAGAAGUUCGGAAACGAGACCUUCAUUAUUCAUCUGGAUAAUGGCAGAGGCUUUGGAAAACACUCCCAUGACGAGAUGUCCAUUCUGGUGCCGUUGACCCAGUGCUGCAGGGUUCGGAAGUCCACCCACUUGCGUCUGCAGCUGCUGGCUAAGGAGGAAUACAAGCUGUCCACGAUGAUGGCAGAAUCCCUGGUGAGGGACCGCCUCAGUCCCAUCCUCAUCCAGCCCCACCUGAAAGCCAUGGACCGACGACUGCGCCAAGUGCUGAAUGUGCUGUCCGAAUGCAUUGAAAAGGAGGGCUACACCUACGUAGUGGAGGACAACCUCCAGGGCCACCAAGGGACCGACACCGGCCCACGGCCGAGGUAGCCGACAGAACGCUGGACGGACCCCAUCCAGUCUUUCUCUCCAAGAUGAACUCCCAUGAGGGCCUCGUUGAGGCUGAACCUUUACCGAAGCCCACCUCACCUGCUGGAGGUGAAUGGAAGCUGUCUGGAGGAGGAAGCCUGCUGGAAAUGACUGGACGUAGACAAAUUGUGCAAUGACUGUAACGCCUGUAUGGAUGCGUACAGGUGUUUCUGAAAAUGUCUGGACAUGGAGACAUGACUGAACAUCACCUAGACUCCUUAAAACAUCCAACCCCAUCUCUAGUGUAGGAUAGUAUCAGCAGCUGAUCCAAACACACAAACCCACUGCAGCACUACCAAACCACGAAAGUCUUGCAAGAGACGCCUUCUCUCUGUCUUGUGUAGGAGCCUGUUUUGAAUUCAGUGAAUUCAAAGGAACUUGUAAAGAUUCUCACGACGUCCCCUCCCUCUUUCCACAAGUUGAACUUUGUGUUUCUUAAUGCAAGUGUCCGGCCGACAGUGGAGGAUAAUUUUUUUGGGAAAAUUAAUUAUCAAGAUAAAAUAUUUUAAAUAUUUUAUUGCAUAUUAUCUGUUAAUUUUAUUCUGCUGAUCUUUUUUUCAGCUUCAAUCAUUUAUUAUGUUGUUGGCGGAAAUAUUUGAUUGGAGUGCGGGUUUACUCCUGGGUUUGUUCAUUAUUUUUAGACUUAAAUGUCCAUGAGAGUAUUUAUUAAAGUUCAUAUUUAUUGUCUGAGAUGCCUAUUAAUCAGUAACACACACACACCAACAACUUUUAAGUUUGCAUCACAGAGCUGCGUUUCUUAUUUUGUCCAAAAGGGGGCAAACUGAGCAUGUGCAGAAGUAGCUGCCAGAACCUUAAUAAAUCUCAGUAACAUCAGCCUUCACCAAACCUUAUUUCAUUCCAAAUAUCAUGCUUGGGUUUAAUAUUGGGUUGCCAUACGGUUGGUGUGAGCAUUGGUCACAUUUAUUUAAUUCUGCUUCUGUGUUUACAUCUAAUUCACCUACUGUUUUAAUUUUAUUCCUUUCAAUGCAACAGGUAUGAAAUUUACGGUACCAAAAGCCAAAUGUAACACUAAUAGUUUUAUAUUGUUGUUUUAUUAUUAUAUGUUCGACGUCCAGAUGUUGUGGAGAGAUUAUUUUUUCAGGAUGCAUAUAUUGUAUCAAUACCAGUUUAAUGCUGAACCGUUAACGAUUCAGUUACUGGCUGAAAGCUCAAAUAUACAGUAGGACAAAUCUAGUGCCUGUGCAAUGAUAGAAAUACUUGAAUGUCUGGUUUAAUGACGGAACAGUUUCAGUUCCUCCGAGUAAGUGAGCUAUAGAUGAGAUAGAGGUCUGCGUCUUGUAUAUAUGUGUGUGUGUGAUCAGAUGUGUUCAUCCCCUCUGCUCUAAGUUUCCACAUGUCACUACAGUUCAUAUGGAUGUAUGGGUGGAUCCAUUGAGAACCUUUAGACAACAUGUUAUGGAAGUGAAAAUGCUUUACUAUUUUAAAUUUAGCUCAUUGUUUCUGUGGGUUUCAUUUUUCAUUUUUGACGUCAUGGUAAAAGUGCAAUAAAACAAAUUGAGCAGA
Betta splendens (Siamese fighting fish) is the source of this 3234-nucleotide messenger RNA. It is a transcript of the gene fam20cb, whose product is annotated as FAM20C golgi associated secretory pathway kinase b. Gene Ontology annotation, molecular function: protein serine/threonine kinase activity. The transcript has 11 exons. NCBI's taxonomy places the organism in Eukaryota, Metazoa, Chordata, Actinopteri, Anabantiformes, Osphronemidae. Gene Ontology annotation, biological process: protein phosphorylation. The coding region runs from base 1 to 1671 and encodes 556 amino acids. Gene Ontology annotation, cellular component: Golgi apparatus. The record is from RefSeq and is a predicted model, not a curated record.